This is a messenger RNA of Selaginella moellendorffii, 921 nucleotides long. Its product is annotated as probable pyridoxal 5'-phosphate synthase subunit PDX2. Gene Ontology annotation, cellular component: glutaminase complex; cytosol. Lineage: Eukaryota; Viridiplantae; Streptophyta; Lycopodiopsida; Selaginellales; Selaginellaceae. Gene Ontology annotation, biological process: pyridoxal 5'-phosphate biosynthetic process; pyridoxine metabolic process. The transcript has 6 exons. The record is from RefSeq and is a predicted model, not a curated record. The coding region runs from base 37 to 861 and encodes 274 amino acids. Gene Ontology annotation, molecular function: glutaminase activity.
UUUACAUUUAGGAAUUUGUUUAGGUCACCGUGACCUAUGGCUAUUGGCGUGCUCGCUCUCCAGGGCUCCUUCCACGAACACGUUCUAGCGCUGCGGAGAUUGGGCGUGCAUGCGAUCGAAGUGAGAAAGGCGGAUCAGCUGGAAGGGCUCGCGGGGCUGAUAAUUCCCGGCGGCGAGAGCACCACAAUGGCCAAGCUCGCCAAUCAAUACAAUCUCUUUCCAGCGCUUAAGGAUUUCUCGACGUCUGGAAAGCCGAUGUGGGGGACUUGCGCUGGACUUAUUUUUCUAGCAGACCGAGCUACCGGUACUUUUGUUCUUCGUUCUCUGACUAUCAAGGCUUUCUGUAACUUUCUCUCCACAGGGCUAAAGGAUGGAGGACAAGAGCUUCUGGGCGGACUAGACUGUACAGUUCAUAGGAAUUUCUUUGGAAGCCAGGUGAAUAGUUUUGAGACGGAGCUCGCUGUUCCGGCUCUGGCGGCGAGCGAAGGCGGUCCUCCAAGGUGCCGUGCAGUUUUUAUUCGUGCUCCUGCCAUCGUUGAGUUUGGAUCUUCCGUAGAACAGAUAGCGGACUGUGAAGUGCCGUCUUUCAGCGCUCCACCUUCGCUCGAGGGAGAAAUGUUUACGAGAAGAAGGGUCGCGGUCGCGGUGAGACAAGGAAACUUUUUAGGCACUGCGUUUCAUCCGGAGCUAACAUCGGAUACUCGAUGGCAUAGCUACUUCGUGAAGAUGGUUCAAGCAUUUGAAGAAGUUGCAGCCAGUUCAGCGCUAGUCCCGCAGAAGUUUUGCUGCCGGAACGAUUCGUUCGAGGAGAUGAAGGAUCUCCCCAUCUUUGAAGGCUUGGUGCAAGAAAAAAUUCUCUAGUAAGUCCAGGCAAUACAUUCUUUCGGAAACUCGAUGCAUGAGUUUCCAAAGUUUCCAUGA